Messenger RNA from Esox lucius (northern pike), 9195 nucleotides. It is a transcript of the gene alms1, whose product is annotated as ALMS1 centrosome and basal body associated protein. Lineage: Eukaryota; Metazoa; Chordata; Actinopteri; Esociformes; Esocidae. Gene Ontology annotation, cellular component: cytosol; centriole; centrosome. The transcript is spliced from 22 exons. The coding region runs from base 262 to 8919 and encodes 2885 amino acids. Gene Ontology annotation, biological process: regulation of centriole replication. The record is from RefSeq and is a predicted model, not a curated record.
UUCAGAACAUUUUUAGAAAACAUUUCUGGAAUUUGAUUGAAAAUACUUAUUGAACACUAAAUGUUUUGCUCUUCCAAAGCAGUAGAUGUCGCUGAUGAUGGACAGAUUGUAUCUAGGUUUUUCAAUAGUUAAAAAAAAAAAAAGGUUUGAAUCUCCCGCGCAAGUUUCCGGUCCUCAUUCCUGGACAUCCUAGCAACAGUCCUUGGAUACAAACCGUGAAGGAAGCGAAGCCAGCUCGCCUGGUGGCGAAACAACAACAACAUGGAAUCUCUAGAAAUAACGUCAACUGCGGACGAGGCAGUAAAAAGGACGGAGCCAUGGUUCAGUCUUCCAGCAGUUGAGGACACGGGUCUGGGCCAGUCAUCAGGCCACCAUGAAAUGGAGGGUCAGUCUGAGUCUCCGUCUGGCGCCGACCACCGACACACUGUCAGCAGGACAAGGGACUGGGAUCUCCAACAACUAGACUUUCAGGACAGUCGUCAGUCACCUGCCCUUGCCCUGCUGCCUGAGUUUGACUUCUCAGACUAUUCUCUCUUCCAAAAAACAGACUUUGAGUUUGCUCCUUUAAGAGGGUGUCCUGAUGUGUCGCUAGCCUCUGAGAGGUCACCCCUGGCCCAGGUCAAUAUGGAAGGUGUCCAGCCACCUGACCCUGAGAACGCCUCUAUGUCCCAGCAUCUUCAGGACCACAACGCCACUGCCCUGUCUGAUCAGCAUCCCCUCGGUCACGCCUCUACCCAGUCUCAGUCGGAGGAGGGGGCCAGCUGCUCCUACUCCCUUUCAGAGCACAGCAUGUCCCUGGAUGAGGGAGUGGUACCACCACAAGAGGACCGCUACCCAGCUAUGGCCAGGGACAACGAAAGGAUGAUGACUCAGUCUGGGACAGGUACUGGUCUCUUUGAACCGGAGGGACCUCUGGCCAUGCUCCCUGAAGACAGCACGUCGUUCCGCAGCAGGGACCCUGCUACACAGCAGAAGGACGUUGAUAUGCCGAGUGGUGGCAGCGUCGCCGCCUCCUCCGCCUCAGAGAUCUCUCUCAUCCCGACCGCCUCCUUUAGGGGAGAGUCCAGGGGUGGCGGCUGUGGUUCUUCUAAACCAGAUGAUGUUCGCAGAGGGUCCGACAGGGCAAUGAGUGUCUCGUCUAAGUCCCCACCUGCCACUGGGAGACGGGAAGGCCCCCAAGGAGGAGCUGAGAGGGCGGGGAAACAAGUGGGAAGUAGGCAGUCCUCUCUGGUGUCCCUGAGCAGCCAGCUGGAUGACAGCUGUGACGUGCUCCGCGGGCAGCUGUGUUCUGAGGCGGAGAGGGGUCUUAACCCCGGCCCUGUUGGUCCUGAGACCCAGGGGAAGGCCCGGCUCAGACCCUCCUUACACACUGAAGCCAGAACACCCGCUCCUGAUGGGAUCCAGACAGUCGGCGCUCCUCCUACUGGAUCAUCCACGGGGCUGCUGGCUGGCAUGGCAGCGCCCGGGGUUGGGUCAGUGACCCGGCUCUCAGCCGGGUUCAGUGUGGAGCGGGGCCACUGGGAGAGGGACCUCUGGUUCUCGGGGAACCAGACUGGGGUGGAACCAAACGCCUCAUUCCUGGGCUUCCUCCCCCAGCCCGUCUCCCAGUCCACCCCGGCUGUGUUCCUCCACGCUCCGGCCAGUUCCCCAACCAGCACCAGACCGAAUGUAGGACAGCUGCCCAUGGCAUCGUACCUGGAAACAGGCUCCCAGAGUUCCUCCAGCUCCAGGGCCUCUUCCCAGCCCCAGCCUCAGUCCGCAUCAGUCACCACGUCUCAUAUUGAUGCGGUGGCCCCUGACACAGCCCCACGUUGCAGAGAAGAAGCCCUGCUCCAGAAGCCAUCAGGACAAAGCCACCACUCUCUACCCAGUCUCACCUACCUCCAGAAGGUGGACGCCUGGAGGGCCAACCAGAGCUCUAGCAGCAGGACGUCCUUCUAUGACAACCUGUCCCUCCAGGGCUCCUCCGGUGUCACUCCCAAACAGAAGGCCUCCGAGGCCGUUUCUGGUUCUCUGAACCUCACGCUGAAUCCUCCACGUGGGGGGCACAUCGCAGAGCCACAACCCGAGCAGCAGCUGCCCAUGGUGGGGUCUAACCAGCAGGCCUUCGGCCUGUCUGCCUCUGGGCCUCCAUCCCCGACCAGAGGGGAGGCAGCAGGUAGAGGCAGCGCCCCGAUCGGGAGAGAGGCAGGACAGCUCCCAUCACCCCUUGGCAGGUCUCAGUCGUAUUCCUCCCUCAGUACUGUCGUCACGUCCAUCCAGACAGCUCAGCAAACACAGAAACCAACUGACCAGGACAGCGGCCAGACAGAUACGCGGACAGAGCCACGGGGGGUUUCAAACCUGGCCCAGCUCAGGGAGGCGGAGAGAAGGCCGAGCCAGGGAAGGCCUGAGAGGGUUGAGACGGCGGACACACCUGGAUUUGGUCCUGCUCCUGAAAGGCUUAGUGCUGCUCCAGCCAGACCCUCUGACAUAAUCAGCCUGGGGCGCUUCAGUGACGUGUCAUCAAAUAGAGACAACCUCUCCAACUCUCAGGACAGCGGCCACGGUGUGCAGAACUUUGGGGCAUCUGUCGGGCCUUCUUCUGUGGUGAGUCUGGAGGUGGAUAACUACGCCCCUUACUGGUCGUCCAAACCCUCCACGCCCCACACGGAGAGGGAGCUGCUCAACAUUGAGGAUAGGAUUCCAACAUACCUACGCAAUCUUGGGAUCGAUCAGUCUCCUUCCACAAUCCUGACUCCCUUUAUACCUCGAGGGCCAAUUAGAGAGCCAGAGUUCUCUCCCACAGAUUUAUGCACCAUAAAGGGAUCCACCGCCACUGGAACUCCGACCAAGAGUGCACAGCCUUCUGAAGGUGACAGCCCCCAUAAAGAAGAGUUCUCCAUAUCCAGCAUGGUGUCUGUGACCUCCAGCAUGUCCCUACCUGUCAGUGUGGACAGCCUCCACCUCCCCCCCAUCAGGACCCUGACAGAGAAACCCGGGGGCUGGCUUUCCCCCUCCCCGGACCUAGACCCAAACAGAGACAGGUCUCCCAGUCUGGGCAGUCUGAGGAUGGCCCUCUCUACCCUGGACACCUCCCUGGAUGGCACUGAUCUCCAAGACUCCCUGCAGGACUCAGACAAAGCCCAACCCACAAUCCCUGAACCACUGUCCAGUCAACCCCAGUACACAGGUUGGCCCCAGGGGCUGCACCAGACAGACAACAGCCAGACAGACAACAGCCAGACAGACGACAGCCAGACAGACAACACGGUCAGUUUUUCUACCCAGGUUGCUAUGGUGAUAGCAGAGAGGUUUGAUUCCAGUUCUGAUAGCCUGUCCAGGAACAGAGACUGGGACAAUCUAGACAGAGAGCGAGAGGGUCUGGACAGAGACAGCUUACUUCAGUACAGAGAGCGAGAGGGUCUGGACAGAGACAGCUUACUUCAGUACAGAGAGCGAGAGGGUCUGGACAGAGACAGCUUACUUCAGUACAGAGAGCGACAGGGUCUGGACAGAGACAGCUUACUUCAGUACAGAGAGCGAGAGGGUCUGGACAGAGACAGCUUACUUCAGUACAGAGAGCGAGAGGGUCUGGACAGAGACAGCUUACUUCAGUACAGAGAACGAGCAGUAGGUACCUGUCCCCAGGUUAAUAUCAGUGUAGAUGAUUCCUUCGUUGGCUCCCAGACCCUGCAAGACAUCAGAAGGCUGCUGGGCAGGGCCGACCACCUGGUCUCUGGAGGUUCUUCCUCCUCUGAUGAAGACACCCUGCUCCUCUCGCUCAGGAGAAAGGUGGGAAGAUUUCAGGACUGCUCCUUUACCUCCUCCUCUACAGGGAUUGGGGAGCUGGAACCCAGGAGUCGCUCCUCUCUGCCGCUGGCCCGCUCCUCCUCUGACUCCAUGCUGCUGGCAGAGCAAAUGAGAGAGAAAGACAAUGAGAGCAUGAGGGAGAGAGACAGGACCCCCCAAGGUCCAGAAAGAUCAUCUUCCGGAACACCAAUCGGAGCAGAGCACCAGUCCACACAGACAGAAUGUGGCCCGCCUUCCAGGGAGGAGUCUGGGAGAGCGGCACAGGGCGCAAAGCAUCAUGGGAGCCUACCAAAGGACGUCCCUGCCAGUGCCACACUGCUCCUGUCCGAAUCCGUGCUGAGAGCAGAGCCCGAGGGCUGCAGUGCCGGCCCUUCAGAUAGCCAGCCACUCCCGUCGUCGGGCGGCGACGGUGCUGAGAAUGAAGGGGAGGGCGAUCCGGCAGCGAGCAACCCUUCGUCGGGCAGCGCCGGGGGCUCUGACCUGGAGGGCGGCGGUCUGUCUGAGCAGGGCGAGGGAGGAGAUGAGCUGAGUGACGGUGGUGGCAGCAGCGAGAGCUCCCUGGCGGCCCGGGUGGCCAUGCUGCUGCGGACUGAGUCCAUCAGCACCGCGGUGUCGUCAUCCAGCGCCGCCACCGCCGACCUGGAGGAGAGCAGGGCCAGAGAGUGGUUGAGGCUGAAGGUGUCGGGACAGCAGUGUGAGCCCCUGGAGCUGAACACAGAGGACAGACUGCGCAUUGAAGAGAUCAAGAGAGAACUGCUGCUCAGACAUCCACUCAAGAGCCAGAUGAGCACAGACACUGAGAGCAGCCUUGUGUCCAGCGUUGGAGGUCCAGGGGCCCGUCCUGCAGAGCUGUUCUCCAGGGGGCACAGGCAGUGUGAGGCUCGGAGGGCAGCGGAGGACCGUCCGUCCCAACAGCUACAACAGCCGAGCAGAAGCCCGUCUGACUCCAGCAUUGAGCUCCGUGCCCUCCGGAGACGAGACUUGGAGGAACAUGUGGGACAGAUCGCCCGGCGAGAGGGUUUUCCCCUGCCCAGACCCCACCCUCCCCCCCUGACCUCCAUCACCAUCUCCACCUUGCGCCGCUCCCCCUCUGCUCCACUCAGCCCCACACCAGAGCCACUCCAGGUUUCCCAGCCUGAGGAUGAGGGGCAGCAGCAUCAGACACAGCCCGCGGAGGAGAAGAGCACCAGCACCACCUUAACACAUGGCAGAGACCCAACCAGCACUACCUUAACACGCGGCAGUGACCUAACCAGCACCACCUUAACAUAUGGCAGAGACCCAACCAGCACCACCUUAACACACGGCAAAGACCCAAUCAGCACUACCUUAACACGCGGCAGUGACCCAAUCAGCACCACCUUAACAUGCGGCAGUGACCCAAGCAUCACCACCUUAACACGCGGCAGUGACCCAAGCAUCACCACCUUAACACGCGGCAGAGACCCAACCAGCACCACCUUAACACGCGGCAGAGACCCAACCAGCACCACCUUAACACGCGGCAGAGACCCAACCAGCACCACCUUAACACGCGGCAGUGACCCAAUCAGCACCACCUUAACAUAUGGCAGUGACCCAACCAGCACCACCUUAACACGCGGCAGUGACCCAACCAGCACCACCUUAACACGCAGCAGUGACCCAACCAGCACCACCUUAACACGCGGCAGUGACCCAAUCAGCACCACCUUAACACGCGGCAGUGACCCAAGCAGCACCACCUUAACACGCAGCAGAGACCCAAGCAGCACCACAAUAACACGCGGCAGUGACCCAAGCAGCACCACCUUAACACGCGGCAGUGACCCAAGCAGCACCACCUUAACACGCGGCAGAGACCCAAGCAGCACCACCUUAACACGCAGCAGUGACCCAACCAGCACCAUCUUAACACGCGGCAGAGACCCAAGCAGCACCACCUUAACACGCGGCAGAGACCCAAGCAGCACCACCUUAACACGCGGCAGAGACCCAAGCAGCACCACCUUAACACGCGGCAGAGACCCAAGCAGCACCACCUUAACACGCGGCAGAGACCCAAGCAGCACCACCUUAACACGCGGCAGAGACCCAAGCAGCACCACCUUAACACGCGGCAGAGACCCAACCAGCACCAUUUUAACACAGGGACAGGCUAGCUCCCAGGGACAGGCAGGUGGACAGCUGGGACAGUGUGGUUCCACACUGGAUCCUGGAGCUUCUUCGACAACCAGGACAGGGCAGGAUCAGGUCUCACACCUCCACGUCACCCUCUCCCCAAAAGGAGCUGAAGAGAGGACCCAUUCCGAAAAGGUUCUGUCUUUUUCUCCUCUCCAGAACUCUGAUGUCUCCAGCAUUGUUGAAGUCCGCAGGGGCCCAAGUUAUGUCUCUGAGCCUGUGACCACCAAUCAGACACUGUCUCAGGGUACCAGAGAACCAAUCAGGCGACUGGGGCAGGAGAAUGUUUCAGUAGACCACUCAUUUCAGAUGACCGUGGAAACCGCAACCUCCACAUUCCCAGAAUGCUUCACUCCUCCCCAGCGGUUGGCUGGUACUGGCCAGUCUAGGGCCGCGGCGUUGCCUGUUCUGUUGCCGUACAAACCACAUGGCAGUGAGAUGUUCUACGUUCCCCAGAACCAAACGCACACUGACACGCACACUGACACGCACACUGACACGCACACUGACACGCACACUGACCCGCUGUCCCCUGGCAGAUCAGACACCACCAUGGAGAGCUCCCACCCCGGGUCAGAUGACGCUGUGCCCCCUCGUUUCAACGUUGAGAUCCUGGGGUCCCGGGACCAGUCAGUGGACAGGGGUGUUCACUUCAGACACCGCGAGGGGAUCUACAGCAAGAGGCUGCGACUGGGCGACCCUUACGACAGACGGCCAGGACAUCACGACUACAACACACAGAGGAGAGCUGUGUCAGUGGAUGAAAGCCAACCAAUGAGUGUCCAGCGGGAUGCUGUAUCAACCACCACCACCAGAGGGCCCACUGAGGUCAUCCGUGAACGGGGGACAUUAUGCAGCAUCACUACACAGACCCAGGGGGUGCCAGACCCAGAACAGCCCACACGGCCAUCCCAGCCCGCCCAGCUCUCCUUCGGCCCUCCCCGGCCCUCCUUUGGCUCCAGCCUGGGCGAUGACGAGCAGGAGGAGUUCCAGCCUCUCCACGUAGAAAUGGACUAUAGCAGCAUGGACCACCACCAGCCCCUCCACCUGAUCAACCACUCACUCCACCAAAGCCACCCCCUUCAAGCCUCCGACCCUCAAACAGGGGAGGAGCGAGGUCGAGACCCAGGGAGGCGAGACCACAGCCUGGUCGAGGGGAGUAGUAGCACUCUGGACCAACUGUGGCGGCGGUUCAGUGAGAGGUGGAGCCUGCAGGAGGCCCGGCCUGUCAGCGAGAGAGAGACGUCUCUUCUGGAGCGGCUGGAGCGGCUGUCCCGUCUCAUCCACAGCACAAAUGCCAGGUUUUCUACCCUGACCGAACCAGAGCCAGCAACGCAGAAGAAUGCGCAGCAGCAGACCGGCACCAAAGAAUACAAACGGUGGGAGGUGAAGAAGAUGAGCAGAGGAGGUGUGGAAGAAGAGAGGAGUAGGAGAGAGGAGAGGAGACUGUAUGAUGGCCAGGCUAAUGGUAACCAGGCUAGUGAUAAUCAGGCUAAUGUUAACUGGGAUACUCAGGUUAAUGGUCCACGCCAAGCCUGGGUCCAAGUGGAACCCCAAAACCAGCAGAGGGAGGACCCCAAGCCUGCCUCCGACAGAUCUAGCCCUUCCCAUGUCCAUGCCCUAAGCUCUAGCCUUUCCCAUGGCCACGCCCGGACCUCUAGCCCCUCCCACAGGAUAUCCAGCAGCCAACAUCUGUGUCCAGCAGAAAGGGAUGAGUCCGAGAGCAUCUCUGGGGAGACCAACACCUCCAUGUCUACUGUAGACACAGACCGCCUGGUCAAGGCUUUCGGAGCCCACCGGGUCAGAGUCCUGAAGACAGGAGGAACCAGCCGCAGCCUCAGUCAGCUCUACAGCGCCAUCUACCAGCAGAGGAGAGGUAGACCACCUCAUAUCCCCACGGUUUCCUCAGAGUCCACUGGCACUGACGAUUCUACGAUUACAGCUGAUUCUACAUCAUCAUUCAGCGCCUACACCCUUCCCCCACACAGAGGCCCCUCCCAUUCUCACCGAGGCUCUUCCCUCUCCAAGAAGGCUGUCAAACUGGUCAGCAAAGGAAUACAGGCAGGUGACCUGGAGAUUGUGAGUAACGGGACCCGUCGACACACCCGAGAUGUUGGCACCACGUUCCCCUCUCCAAGCUCAGCGGGGGGUGCCAGGCAGCCCCUUUCCUCGUCCUCCAGGGGAGGGGAGGAAAACCCUUUUAAAAGCCAAGAGUUUCUGAAAGGGGGGAGCACAAACAACAACCAGCCCUUUCCCAAGCACCAUUAUCAAGAUAAAGGUGUGUCAUGGCACAUCCCUGCGGAUGACCUGAGGGCUGAAGGAAGGAAGGAGAACCAGCUGGUGUCGGCCCCACCCCUGGCCUGGUUUGAACCCUACAGCCGGACCCGGCCAUGGAGGCAACCACUCAGACAGAGACACAUACAGGGACCAGAACAGGACCUACAGGACAGGGACAGGGCACCGACUAGGCAGAACAAGCCACAGCCAGGCGGAGGAAGACCCAGUGAGUGGAAGCAGACCAAGCCCAAAACCAUCAGCCCUCUUGGGCCUGAAUCAACUAGCAAAGCCCUCUCGGCCCUGGUCCCAAUAACUCUACAGGAGGCGCUGGAGCUGCACCGACCAGAAUUUGUGUCUCGGUCCCGUGAGAGGGUGAAGAGGCUGGCACUGCAGGUGGAAGACAGGAAGCUGCAGACGGUCUUCAGUAGAGAGAGAGACGAGCUAUUCAACCCUCCCAGAGGAACAGGGAGACUGCUCAAACCUGCAGGAACAGCAGUAUUUAAAAGAGCUGUUACUAAGAAAGAGAUGUUUCAGCGGUCUAAACAGAUGUAUGAGCAGCUCCCGGAGGUGCAGAGGAGGAAAGAGGAGGAGCGCAGGAGAGCAGAGUAUCAUUCCUACAGACUCAAUGCUCAGUUCUACAAUAAGAGAGUCACCAACCGUGUCCUGGGCAGACGAACAGCGUGGCAUUAAUGAUGACAUCUAGCGGGCCUUUAACUCUUUAUUUAUUAAAUAUGUCGUUGCUGUGAAUAAGUGAUCUUGGUAUAAAAAAAAGUUUGUCAGGAUUCCAUCCACAAUUAAUUAAUUACACAAAUUUAGAUUUGAAUUCAAUUCUGAUCUAGAACAAGGCUUACAUUUUAACAGAUUAUAACAUGAAAUAAUGUUUUAAAACCAAAUGGGUGCUUUAGUCUCAGGAGUUGAAUGUUUUAUUGUAAUAAUUUUGAUAAUGGUUUUUAAAUAAAUAAACAA